Molecule: messenger RNA, 985 nt
Organism: Panonychus citri (citrus red mite)
Lineage: Eukaryota; Metazoa; Arthropoda; Arachnida; Trombidiformes; Tetranychidae
Exons: 2
Coding region: 351-734 (127 amino acids)
Source: RefSeq, a predicted model, not a curated record
GAAAGAGAGAAAUUAAGUUAAUAAUCAACAAUUUACUGAUUGUCUCAUUGCUUCCGGAAAAGACAAACAAUCAAAUCAUAGAUGAUAUUUAUUAAUUGUAACGAGAAGAGAUUAAACUAAUCAACCAUGAUUAACUUUUUUAAUUGUGAUGGAAAUGAAUAAAUCAAGGAAAAUCAGAUUAGUGAGAGUAAUUAAAAAUGCUCACUCGGUAAAGUUAAUUGUUGAUUAAUGAACAUAUAAAAAGUUGAUGAAAAUUUAAAUUUUGGUUUACUUUAGUUACUCACAAUUUUCAAUCAACAUCAACAAUCAAUUAAUUGUUACCAUUGUGAUAACCAAAUAAUUUAUACAUAAUGAAUUUAUCUCAUUGGAUUAUGUUUAACUGCUUAAUUGUGAUCAGUUUAAUUGCCACAAUUGAAUCAAGUAAAAAGUUACUCUAUGGUGUAGCCUUAGCAGCGGUUCUUGGGGCUGGAAAGAACCGUUAUCAUCACCCAAUUCCGGUUCCGGUUCCAAUUCCAAUAUCUAACCAGAGACUCGAGAUUCCUGAACAUCAUCAUCAUCAUCAUCACGUUGAACAUGUUGAUCAUCAUCAUCAUCAUCUAAGUAAUCAUAUUGAUCAUCAUCAUCAUGUUGAUUUAAUUGAGGAUCAUCAUCAUCAUCAUCAUCAUUCAGAUUCAUGGGAUGAUGGUCACUCUCAUCAUCAUCAUCAUCACUUUGGUCACCCUUACAUGUACUGACCAAUACAAUCAAUAUAAAUUGUUACCUGUCCAAAAACUUAAUCAUUGUACAAAUUUAAUAAUAAUAUUAACAAUUAACUCACUAUUUAUUUUCAAACGAUUUGUCAAUUGUUGUUAAAAUCAGUUUGAAAUUCAUUCUUACCCAUUGAUUUAAUUAUCUCAUUGUAAUUAAGACAAUCAAUCAACCUUAUUAUUGAUUGAAGUUGUUACAUUUCUCCCAAUUCAGCUAAUUAACACAAUAAUUAACAAUU